This is a messenger RNA of Alternaria ventricosa, 933 nucleotides long. RefSeq lists its product as uncharacterized. Gene Ontology annotation, molecular function: oxidoreductase activity, acting on NAD(P)H, oxygen as acceptor. The record is from RefSeq and is a predicted model, not a curated record. Gene Ontology annotation, cellular component: intracellular anatomical structure. Bases 1 to 933 code for a protein of 310 amino acids. The transcript is spliced from 3 exons. NCBI's taxonomy places the organism in Eukaryota, Fungi, Ascomycota, Dothideomycetes, Pleosporales, Pleosporaceae.
AUGGGCACCCACCUUGAGUGGGAGUACGAGCUCAAAAACAGAGACGAUCCAGAAGUACCACCGAACGUAGAUGAGGUUUCCGGAGGUGCCGGUGCAGUAGGUACGGCCGUAGGUGUAGCGAUUCUAGAGAGUGGCGCAGAUGUUGUAUUUGUCGAUGUCUCCGACCCCACUCCCGAGAGUUGGGGUACGCAGCGCAUACAAGCUUCCAAAUUUGAUCUCAUGUAUAACUGUGACCAGAUCGGAUUCAGGAAGUUGCGCGAGGAUGAACCCAGCAUCACAUCAGCCUUCGACACCAUCCGUGCUAAGCUUCGUCAUCCGAUCCGGGGGCUCGUCUCCUGCGCCGCCAUCUCCGGCGAAAGCGAUGCUUGUUCGUACCCCAUCGACACGUUUCGUACAAUCCUCGAUAUUAAUAUCUCCGGCACCUUCCUCAUCGCCCGUGCCGUAGCGAACGAACUGCACAACGCCAAUCAAUCGGGCAGUAUCGUCCUGUUCGCCUCGAUUUCAGGUCACAUUUCUAACCAUGGAAUCAACACUGCCGCGUACAAUGCUUCGAAAGCGGCAGUGCAUCAACUUGCUCGAUCGCUUGCCGCGGAAUGGGGUCACCCACAGAACACUUUUCCCGGUAGCACGGUCACGGAAACAAACCCAAAUCCCAGCCAAGAGCCACGAAAAGCUUAUCCGCCGAUUCGAGUGAAUACUAUCAGCCCCGGUCAUAUUGACACGCCUCUGAGCGCGGAAGCGCGGAAGAGGGGGUUGACGGACGAGUGGGCGAAACAGAAUAUGCUGGGGAGAAUCUCGGUGCCCGAGGAGUUCCGAGCGCCGGUGUUGUUCUUGCUGGGUGAGGGAAGCAGUUAUGUCACUGGUUCUGUAAGCCUCUCUUCUUUGACAGACAUAGAAAGAGACGAGAAUGCGAAGCUGACAUGUCAUGUGUAG